Molecule: messenger RNA, 2490 nt
Organism: Agrilus planipennis (emerald ash borer)
Lineage: Eukaryota; Metazoa; Arthropoda; Insecta; Coleoptera; Buprestidae
Gene: LBR
Product: lamin-B receptor
Exons: 7
Coding region: 201-2228 (675 amino acids)
Biological process (GO): sterol biosynthetic process
Cellular component (GO): endoplasmic reticulum membrane; nuclear inner membrane
Molecular function (GO): oxidoreductase activity, acting on the CH-CH group of donors, NAD or NADP as acceptor
Source: RefSeq, a predicted model, not a curated record
UGUUAGUAAUUAUCAUUUUUGAAAGUCAAAAUUUACAAUGGUUAUGACAUUACUCAAACAAAAAAAAAUAUAAAAAGGUGUAGAAUAAUUAUGUUGUUAAAUAAAAACUACAUUCAGGCUCGUUAAAACACGAAACGAUUAUCCUAACAAACUGCUGAAAGAAAUACUGGAAUUUGUUUGACUCACAGAAGUUUUAAAAGAUGGUAAGUAAAAAGGAGAAGUCUUCUUCUGCUAAGACAGAAAAAAGUUUGAAAACUGAGAAGCCAAGUGCUCUUCCAAUAAAAGUAAUCUCGCAACCGACUGAGAAUGUCAGUAAAACCAAAAAAAGGUCCAGUGCAAGUCCAUCCCGAAAGAGCCCAUCGAGAAAGAGCCCUUCUCGAAAAAGUCCUUCUCGAAAGAGUCCUUCACGUAGCCAGAAAUCCCCUAUUGAUAGUCCAAAAAAAAGUCCUAUUCUUAAAGUAACUGCUAGAAGAAGCAUAGGUGAUAGAAAAAGUCCAGCUCGUCCAACAAAAUCGAGUCAAGGGUAUAAGAAAUUUAUUGCAGAUACUGACACUGAUUCCGAUACUGCUGAAAUUUCUGCUAAGUUAUCUGUUGAAAAACCAAAGGCUGCUGUACGGGGAAGGGCUAGAAAUAUUGACAAUGAACAUCAACCUGUAAAGGGUAUGAUCGAGAUUAUUAGUGGUGCUGAAGUGGAAUCAGAGGUUGGCCUUGUACGUCGUUCAGCACGUAUAUCUCAACAACGUGAAGUUGAAAGAAUUGUUCAUGUAAAACAGGAUUUGUUUGCUCAAAAACUAGCUGAGUUCUCUGACGAUGACGAUAUUAAAAAUUUUAAAUAUUCAAAUUCAGAGAAAAUGCUUUCAAUGUUCAAUACACCUGAUCGUUCAAGCACGUCUCUUGACCGCGUUAGCGAAUCAAGAAAGUUCGAAAAGUCAACUAAUGAUUUGAAAAGAUUUGACUUAUUGGAUAGAUACGAAUUUGGGGGUUCCAUUGGAGCGCUGGCUCUAAUGUGUUUUAUUCCCGUUACGGUUUAUGGUAUCAAUCUAUCUUGCAAUCGAAAUAGUUGUUCAUUUACGAAAAUACCGGAUUUAGAAAACUUAAAAAAAGUCUCAUCUUAUUUCGAUUUAAGUGCUUGGACGGCUUUCUUUGUUUUUGCAUUAGCUUUAAUGAUUUCCAGCGCUUUGCCUUUCGGCGGUAAAAAAGUCACCGGAUUAUUAAAUAAAGAAGGCAUAUUGGAGUACAGAAUGAAUGGCUUAUUUUCAGCCAUUAUUUUGUCCACAUUAACUAUUGCUUUGAGUAUUUAUGGUUUUCCGGUCGUUCAAAUUGUCACAGAAAAAUAUUUCCAAAUGAUAACUGCUUCUUUGAUAUUUGGUAUACUUUUGUCAGUAAUUUUGUACCUUCGAAGUCGUCACGUAUCGGUCAGCGCUCUAAAUCCUCACGCUGUCACUAGAAGUCAUAUUUACAAUUUUUGGAUGGGGCGUGAACUUAAUCCUCGUUUCUUUGGAGUUGUUGAUGUCAAGAUGUAUCUUUACAGAUUCGUCAUAAUUAGCUCGCUGAUUAUAAAUGGGAUCUUUCUGUUCAAAAAAAUGCUUCCACCAACACCAAUAUCUAGCGUGUCCGUUAUGAAAAAAAUCGCAAUGUCUCCCACUGCUUCGGUACUUGCGUUGUUACAAGGUGUUUACCUCCUUGAUGGUCUCCUGUUUGAGUCUUCAUGGGUUACCAGCUUUGAAAUUCAGUACGAAGGUGUUGGCUGGAUGCUUGCUGUUGGUUAUGUUAUGUACCCCUUUAUGUCAACGACGAUACUCAAAUAUGUUACUGAACAUAAUAUCGAACUGCCCUGGUUCCAAUUAGUUGCUGCGAUAAUACUGUUCGUAAUUGGUUACAUUUUAUUGCGAGGAAGCAAUUCCCAAAAGGAUUCCUUCAGAAAAAAUCCAUAUGAUCCUUCUUUAUCACAUUUGGAAACGAUACCGACAACACAGGGCAAGAGACUCCUUGCAUCAGGUUAUUGGGGUUGGGUGCGUCACCCGAACUAUCUUGGUGAUAUUCUUAUUUUGAUAUCAUUUACAUUUUUCGUAAAAUCUGUACCGCCCCUUCUCUUUUGUCUUUUGAACAUUUUGUUCUUAAUAUCGCGAGCUAGAAGGGAUGGACUACGCUGUAAGCAACGUUACGGCGCCGCAUGGGAUAUCUAUUGCCAAAGAGUCAAGUACAUUUUCCUGCCUAAAAUAUACUAAGCAGUUUGAGUAUUUAUUUCUUGCUUCAGUUUUCGUUUCAUUUACUUGAUACAUCAUGCAUGUAGUUAUUGAAAAUUUUAUACAAAUGAAGUACAAAAUAUACCUAAAUAAGCUACCAAUUACCUCUAAGAGAUUACCUUUAGUAAAAGGUUCAAAGGUAAAUAUUCUAUAAUUUUGUGUAUUUUAUGUUUUUAAUGCAAUGAAUGAGUUAAGAGUAUUGCUUAUGCAAUGCUAAAAAAUAAAGUUUCUGUAAUUACGGGGA